AUGGCAAAGUCACCGAAGGGAGCUGGAGCAGAAAAUGCGCGUAAUACCAAUAGAGAAGGUAACCAAGAGGGAGAAUCAACAUCAUUUAGAUUUGCUAAUGAAAGUGGAGAUUUGGAUCCGUCAGGUUCUGAGUUUUCAAAUGAUCUUCCCCCUUUAUUUGAUAACGUUAGCGAGAGUGAGAAGGACAGAAUUGAUGGACUAGCUCUUCCGCAGACAAGUCUACCUUCUACAACGUUAGUACUACCUAAGUCGAAGGUUUCGCAUGCCAAUGAUAAUAAGAAAUCUCCGCAUAAGGUACAGAAGCCAGUUUUAAAUAACAAAGCAGGAACCACAUCGAUGAAAAAGCAUACACAAGGAGCUGGUGCUCCAAAACAACAAAGCGAUCCUGAGAAAUUGAGUGAUGCGUUACUUUCAGCUGGUGUUGAUAUAAAGGAGGAGGAAGCGCUGCUGAACUCUACUGUGGUAUCGAUGAAACCUAAUUCGCGAGUUUCAAAUAGCCAAAUUCCUCCUCAUCCUCCUCUCUUGCAUCCGUCUCAUGUUGCAAUAAUGAUGAAAAAGGUUGCAGCUGAACAGAACUUUAACCAAGAUUUCUCAAAGAGCCACGAUUUGUUAAGCCUCAUGUCUACUGCAUGUGAGCUUUAUAUGAGGGAUAUAAUUACAAAUUCUAUUAUUAUAUCGCGUCACAGAAGGAAGGCAGUUAAGCUAAAUUCUGGAAGGCGGAGUGAAAUUACUAUGGUCCUACGUGAUCUGGCAUUAAAGCAACGGGAGCAAGAAGAAAGUAGAGUAAAAAGAAGGAUAGCUUUGGGAUUAGAGAAGCAGACUUUAGAUCCGAAACUGGACAGCGGUGAAACCCUACAUAGGGCUUCUAAUGCUACUGCAAAUAUGAUGAUAGCCGGAGGGAAGAAGAAGUACAGUUGGUUAACGUCAGGGUCCAAAGUGAAUCCUUCGGACCUAAAGAAUGCUGGGAAGGUCUCUUCUGCGGUUGCCGCUAGAGGGGAUUUAGGCAUAAAGUACAGAGAAGCACGGGAGGAGCCAGGCAUUGUAAUGAGGGAUUUACUACGUGCGUUGGAGAAUAGGAGAGUAAGCGUCAGUAAUACAAUUGCUAAAGGUUAUGCUAGAAUAAGAGACUAG
Eremothecium sinecaudum is the source of this 1131-nucleotide messenger RNA. RefSeq names its product Taf4p (gene TAF4). The record is from RefSeq and is a predicted model, not a curated record. Gene Ontology annotation, molecular function: DNA binding; RNA polymerase II general transcription initiation factor activity. NCBI's taxonomy places the organism in Eukaryota, Fungi, Ascomycota, Saccharomycetes, Saccharomycetales, Saccharomycetaceae. Bases 1 to 1131 code for a protein of 376 amino acids. Gene Ontology annotation, biological process: transcription initiation at RNA polymerase II promoter. The transcript has a single exon. Gene Ontology annotation, cellular component: transcription factor TFIID complex.